This is a messenger RNA of Strongylus vulgaris, 282 nucleotides long. Lineage: Eukaryota; Metazoa; Nematoda; Chromadorea; Rhabditida; Strongylidae. The record is from the annotation of a GenBank genome assembly.
AUGGCCCAGCUUCCAACGAUCAUUUGCGACAAUGCCGGUCUUGACAGCGCUGAGCUUGUCACAAGGCUAAGAGCAGAACAUGCAAAUGGCCACCAUAACAUGGGAAUUGAUAUUGAGAAGGGCGCAGUCGCGGACGUCGUAGCUCUAGGCAUCGUGGAAUCGCUCAACGUGAAGAUGUGCAUGGUUUCGAGUGCAGCUGAAGCUGCGGAGCAAAUUCUCCGCGUUGACAACAUCAUCAAGUGCGCUCCUCGACCUCGUGCUCCAGAUAAUCGACCAUGCUAA